AGAGAAUCUACCAGGGAGCCCUUGGCAUUCUACCACGCCUCAACGUGCCAGGGGGCCACGGUGGCGGAUGCUGGACGUCCACGGGCUCGAGGUAGUCAACCUGGGCGUGGCGACCCCAUUCUUCUCGCACGACCCGAACCGCCCCAUCCGCGAGGUCGUCAUCCUCUUGGGCGGGCCGUCCGGCAUCGACAAGAAAGCCCUGGAGCAGCUCCAGGGCGUCCUGAACGACAAGGACGGCGGCCUCGACGGAGGCACCUUUGCCAUCAAGCUGCCCGGCGGCAAGCAACACUCCUGCGUGGCCCUCGGCGAGCUCCUCGCGCUCCACGACGGCGGACGGCUCCUGCCCAUGCUGGAGGACUGGCGCCUGCUCGGCACCGCGCGGUACGGCGACUGGGUCCGCCGCGCCCGCGAGGCGCUCUGCGGCGUCGCGGGGGCGCGGCGCGGCGCGGCCGCCAAGACACGGGCGGUGGAGGCCUGGCGCGGCCGCGCGCUGCGCUCCGCCGGCUCCCCCGUGCCGGGGCUGGAGCGGGCGGCCCCCGCGGCCCUACCCGCGGCCAGAGAGGCCACGCCCGCAGAGGUGUGGAGGCGGGUGGCCCUCCUGGAGCAGCAGGGGCUGCUGCCGCACCGCCGCAGCUGGCGGCUGCGGAUGUCGCUGCAGGCAGCGCCGCCGCACCUGGCGAUCGCCGAGCUCGCCCGCUUCGAGCACACGGCCCGCGCCGCCGCCUCGUGUGGCGCGCCCCUGGAGGACCCCUCGGUCGACCUCGCGGAGCUGCUCGACUCGCUGGCGCAGAGCGCUCCCCGCGAGGAGCGAGCGCGCCACACCGAGCGCGCAGUCCUCGAGGCCCUCGCCGCCCGCAGCGGGCGCGGCGUGCGGGCGGCGGACCACCGCGCGCUCGGCCGCUUGCCCUGCUCCAGGGCGCUGCGGCUGCUCGAGGAGCUGGAGGGCGGCCCGCUGGAGGGCCGGAUCCCCGCCGCCGUCGAGGAGCACCUGGCCGCCCUCGAGGCGCUGGACGACUGGGAGGCACAGGGGGGCGGCGCGCCGCGGCAGAGGGCGGAGGACGGAGGGGCGUCCUCCGAGGCCGCGGAGGCGGAGGAGGAGGAGGGAGAGUCGCAUGGCUGGCGCUCGGGGCAGCCGGACGCCCCAGCUGCCGAGGGCCCCCAGCAGCCGUGCAUGCCGCCCCCUCAGAGACUGCUGCGGGAGAGGGGCGGCGGCCGGGGUUGGCAGCAGGGCGGCCGCCAGCCGUGGAAGCAGCAGCGCCGAGGCUGAAGAGCGGCCGGCGCCGCAGCUGCUCGUCGUUGCUGUCACCACGUUCACCACCGCUGCGACGUCGUCGCCGUCGCUCGUGCCGUUAGCACCGCUGCAAAGCUAGGCUAUGCCUCCGCUUCUCGUCUUGUCUGCCGUCGCCGGCGUUAUCGCUGCUGGAGUCAGCCGAAUCAGCUGUCGCUAGAUUAUGCUAGCUUCUCCAGCGCCAACGUCGUGAAGUGAUCUGGUCCUUGAUCUGCUAACCGCAUGUGACGGAGG
Messenger RNA from Prorocentrum cordatum, 1522 nucleotides. The record is from the annotation of a GenBank genome assembly. Lineage: Eukaryota; Dinophyceae; Prorocentrales; Prorocentraceae.